UUUUACAAAGAAUAUAAAUGACUAAUUAAUAAAGUAAUACAGCGAGAAAAAUAAUAUUUUAUACAAUAUUGGCAAUUUUUUCGAGUACUUGCAUAGGGUGUCGAGUGCAUGAAAUAUUUCCUGUCGCCAAUCUAAAACUCGAGCAUUAAUAAAACCAACCUAAGGCUGGGGAAAAAGUCGUCCCUUCAUUAUUUACGGAGUAUAGAGUUACGGAGUUUCGUGACUAACAAGAUAUUCUUCGUCUUGAUUGUGUCUCGGGGAAAUGGCUUUAUCAAAAGUACGUAAUAUUGUCGGAUGUAUUUUACGCGCUCUCUCUUUAUUUGUCGUAACGCGAAUGUCAUGUCUAGUAGAGGCGAAGUGCGGCUUCGUACGUGCGCAAUCUUUGAAUAGGAGGUGAAUGAAGCGCGAGGUUGAAGCACAUCACAGGCGAUAUGUAGAGCGUGUUAUGCGCGAUUUUAUUUCAUUCUUAUUUUACUGUAUUGUAUACGUGCACCGCUUUAUCGCGCCCGUCCACGUUUCGUUAAGUUCAACUUUUCAAUCUGGAUCAAUCGCGCAUGAUAAUGGAGUCACACCUAGUUUUUAAUCGACUUAAUAUUCCAUAUUCGGAAAUUUCAGAAAAAAAAGCGCCAUUAUCCCACAGGACACAAAUGGAAGAACUUCACAACUUUCUCGCUCUCCUCAUUAACGCCAUAAAAUUAGCGACAGCAUUAAAAUAUUAGCGUAAAUUGUUAAUGAUAAAAUAUUAAUGUAAAAAGCAAUAACUUCUACAUUACAUUUUCCUUUUUCCGAAAAGGAUAAUACAUCAUGUAAUUCGUUACCUGACAGCGAUAAAAUGCAAGUCAGUGUGCAACGUUUAGAAGCGCAAGCGCCUGUUGUUUGCCUCGUGUUUUUGCCUCGUUAGCGAGACGAGAAUCAAAUUCGACUCGUGUAUAUUUUCUUAAUUAAAAUGAAAUUUAAUUAAGUUUCCUCGGAGAAUGAAAAUCAUGUAGGAUUUUUAUGAUAAGUUGGGGGGAUAAGUCUUCCGUGGGUCUUCCUCAAUUUUUAUCCGCUGGGAUUAACUCUUCUCUCCCUGCCGCAUAAACCGGACGCGGGGGAUGUUAACGUAGGGUUUGUCCCGCGUGCGGAAUAAUUCCGUGAGUGUGCGUGCUUGCGUAGAAUACAUUGCGUGUGGGAGUACACACGUGGAGGGCCGUAUUACGGGGUCAAGGGUGGCGACGGGCAGGCGGAAAGGGUCGCGGCGGGCGCUCUUCUCUUCGACUGUGAUUGCAGAACGGCGGCGGUGGCGGCAGCGAGCCGGUCACGGGGAUGCCGAGGGGAUGCGAGGAUACCGCGAGAUGACGUUCUCCAUCGCGCUCGUCGUACACUGACGCGAUCCCGGCCGGAUAACGAAGACGAUUGGCAGGAUGCUGCCGCCGCGCGGGCUGCCGCUGAUCGUCCUCCUCCUCGUGCAGCUGCGUCAUCGUGUCAUCUGGGCUUCUCUAGAGAGCACCGGGAUGUCCGAUAGGCUGGAGAACGUUACGCAGACAAUUUCGAGGAUACUCGAUGGCUACGAUAUCCGAUUAAGGCCGAACUUUGGUGGCGAUCCGUUGCGAGUCGGGAUGGAUCUCACCAUCGCAAGUUUUGACGCAAUCUCAGAAGUCAAUAUGGAUUACACGAUAACGAUGUACUUAAAUCAAUAUUGGAAGGACGAGAGACUCGCCUUUUCGCACGAGGACGAGAUCCUGACGUUAAGUGGCGACUUCGCGGAAAAGAUUUGGGUCCCGGACACGUUUUUCGCCAACGAUAAAAAUAGCUUCUUGCACGACGUCACCGAGCGCAACAAACUCGUUAGAUUAUCUGGCGACGGCUCGAUCACAUACGGCAUGAGAUUCACAACGACCCUGGCCUGCAUGAUGGACCUGCAUUACUAUCCCCUCGACUCGCAGAAUUGCACGGUCGAAAUCGAAAGCUAUGGAUACACGGUGCUCGACGUAGUUAUGUACUGGAAGGAAACUCCUGUUCACGGGGUCAAGGAGGCGGAAUUGCCGCAAUUUACGAUAAUCGGUUACGAGACCAACGAUCGAAAGGAGAAGCUGGCGACGGGCAUCUACCAGAGGCUCUCGCUAAGCUUCAAGCUCCAGAGAAACAUCGGAUAUUUCGUUUUUCAGACGUACCUGCCAAGUAUACUAAUCGUGAUGCUCAGCUGGGUCAGCUUCUGGAUCAAUCACGAGGCUACCAGCGCGAGAGUAGCUCUCGGCAUCACGACUGUAUUGACGAUGACAACAAUAUCGACGGGUGUUAGAAGCUCACUGCCACGAAUCAGUUACGUGAAAGCCAUCGACAUCUAUCUGGUGAUGUGCUUUGUCUUCGUGUUCGCGGCUUUGCUGGAAUACGCGGCGGUCAAUUAUACGUAUUGGGGCGCCAGAGCGAAGAAGAAGACCAAAAAGAAAGAGACCGACGAGAAAAAAAUACUAUCUUCCAAGACAGGGAGCAAAGUCAGUUCGCCUUUUCCUGGCUCCACGGACGCGGAUAUUAUAGAGCUUCAGGAUCUUAGAAUGUCGCCUCUGCCGAGCAUUAGAAAUAGGUCGGGCCUAGUCGGCGCUUCAUCGACACUGGGACCUGGAAGGGAUCACGACCCGGCCAAAUUUCCGCCGAGUUUUCGUAUUUCCAGGACCGCCGCUUACAACACGCACGGUCGAAACAGCGGUCUCAGGUACAGAGGUCCGAGACCGCAUAAACCAAAGAUGUUACACGCUCUACGCAGAGGAGCUUCCGUGUUACGUGUAUCAAUGCCGAAGAUCAAGGACGUGAACGUGAUAGACAAGUACUCGCGGAUCAUCUUCCCGGUCAGCUUCAUGCUGUUUAACGCCGUGUACUGGAUCUUCUACUUUUUCUGAACGGCGAACGAAUAUUAAAAACCGAAUUUCGCUCGGCCUCGUAUGCGCCUAAAAAGGACCAAUCGAUUCGGGAGGAUCCUUUCAAGUCUUCUAGCAUGACCAUCGAACGAUGUGCAAUAUUUUUCACGGGGAUGAAGGUCCACCGAACCAGCAGAUUUGUGACUUGGCUCACUUUCAUGAUCGUCGGCUCGCUUAUGCAAAAUGAUUCUCCGGCCCUCAAUUCCACAAAAUAGAUUUAAGAUCACUGUCAAAAGUGCGAAAUUAACGGAUCAAGUUAUAAGUUCAAAUAAAGCGACUGAUAAAAUCGAAAAGAAGAGAUUAUUAAAGAUCGGCAUAAUAAAUGAUUUGUAGAAGCAUUGACAAUAUAUAACGGAUUGGCAAUAGAACAUCAUUCUUUCUAUCUAAUAUAUAUUAUAUUAUAUAAUAGUUAUUUUCAUAAUUGUCAUUUUUAAGUCAUACAAUAUUUGCAGGCAUGGAUUAUAUCAGAUAUCAUUACGUACUAAACUUGAAAGGUAUUUUUCUUAAAAACUGCAAUAAAAUGUUUGAAGAGUGUUGUGUAGAGACAGUACAUUUGUGGCUUAACGACGAUUUCUAAAUAUAAUUUUAAGAAAUAAAUAUAGCUCUAUAAAAAUAAAUGAAUAAAUACGUAUAAUUAUCCGAGCAAUUAAACACACGUCUACCGCGAGUAGAUUUACAGAUAUACGGAAAUUUUGCUUUCGUUAUUUUACAAUGAGUCGUAAACACGCAAUUUCAAGAAAUCUUUAUUUUUAGAAGUAAAUAGUAUUUGUUAGACAGAGGCAUAUGUAAAAUAGAGGAGAUUCUCUAUUAACGGUUAUUGGCUAAGACAUAUAAUGAUUUACAGGGUAAGAAUAUCCAAACUUUCGUUUGUCAAUUAUGUUACAGACGAAUGGAUCGAUCAAAUGCACAUAUUUUUAACAAUCCAAUUUAACGUGAUUGUUUUUAUAAUAAUUAGAUGUACAUGUAUAUAUACGAGCAGUUUAAUAAAAAAUAAGUGUACAAAUAUACUACAUAUUUUUAUAUCAUUAACAAUCCACCUAAUAUUUAAAUCCUGUUUAACAUGUUUAAGUUACAGUAAUAUCUCUUUUUUUUAUAUUUGUGACCACUUUUCUCUUGCCUUGUGGCUUUCUCCUAACAGUAACUUGUUAUAUAUAAUUCAAUUUAGAAAUUUAGAGCAACAAUCCUGUAAGAUUGCUUCAUAUAUGGCUCCUAAUAUAGACUUCUAGUCCAAAAAUAUGGCUAUAUGUAAACUAUUAUAGACUUCAUAGAGUCCAAAAAUAUGACUACAAGUCUAUGUC
Molecule: messenger RNA, 4192 nt
Organism: Wasmannia auropunctata (little fire ant)
Lineage: Eukaryota; Metazoa; Arthropoda; Insecta; Hymenoptera; Formicidae
Gene: Lcch3
Product: gamma-aminobutyric acid receptor subunit beta-like
Exons: 10
Coding region: 1404-2876 (490 amino acids)
Biological process (GO): signal transduction; regulation of membrane potential; chemical synaptic transmission
Cellular component (GO): synapse; membrane; neuron projection
Molecular function (GO): neurotransmitter receptor activity; GABA-A receptor activity; extracellular ligand-gated monoatomic ion channel activity
Source: RefSeq, a predicted model, not a curated record